Messenger RNA from Aspergillus nidulans FGSC A4, 1539 nucleotides. RefSeq names its product homocysteine synthase cysD. Gene Ontology annotation, molecular function: O-acetylhomoserine sulfhydrylase activity; pyridoxal phosphate binding; transferase activity, transferring alkyl or aryl (other than methyl) groups. Gene Ontology annotation, biological process: 'de novo' L-methionine biosynthetic process; transsulfuration; L-cysteine biosynthetic process. The coding region runs from base 63 to 1376 and encodes 437 amino acids. The record is from RefSeq and is a predicted model, not a curated record. The transcript has 6 exons. NCBI's taxonomy places the organism in Eukaryota, Fungi, Ascomycota, Eurotiomycetes, Eurotiales, Aspergillaceae. Gene Ontology annotation, cellular component: cytoplasm.
AAGUUGUCAAAAGAGAGGAUUCAAAAAAUUAUACCCCAGAUAUCAAAGAUAUCAAAGCCAUCAUGUCCGACCCUUCACCGAAACGUUUCGAGACCCUCCAGCUCCAUGCGGGCCAGGAGCCUGACCCUGCAACUAAUUCCCGGGCUGUCCCAAUCUAUGCGACAACGUCCUACACCUUCAAUGACUCCGCACACGGCGCCAGGCUUUUUGGCCUCAAAGAGUUUGGCAAUAUUUACAGCCGAAUUAUGAAUCCCACAGUCGAUGUCUUCGAAAAACGUAUUGCUGCACUCGAGGGAGGUGUCGCUGCGGUGGCUGCCUCAUCUGGCCAGGCAGCCCAGUUCAUGGCCAUCUCUGCUCUAGCCCAUGCUGGUGACAAUAUCGUUUCCACAAGUAAUUUGUAUGGUGGUACAUACAAUCAGUUUAAGGUCCUUUUCCCACGACUGGGAAUUACCACAAAAUUCGUGCAGGGAGACAAAGCAGAGGACAUUGCCGCCGCUAUCGAUGACCGUACCAAGGCCGUCUACGUCGAGACAAUAGGAAACCCUCGCUACAAUGUGCCCGACUUUGAGGUCAUUGCAAAAGUAGCCCAUGAGAAGGGAAUUCCCCUUGUGGUUGACAACACCUUCGGUGCCGGAGGCUACUUUGUUCGACCCAUUGAACAUGGCGCCGACAUUGUCGUGCACAGUGCAACUAAAUGGAUUGGAGGUCAUGGCACAACCAUCGGAGGCGUUGUCGUGGACAGCGGCAAAUUCGACUGGGGCAAGAACGCCGCGCGGUUUCCUCAGUUCACGCAGCCUUCUGAAGGUUACCACGGGUUGAACUUCUGGGAGACCUUCGGCCCCAUUGCCUUCGCGAUUCGUGUCCGGGUCGAAAUCCUGCGCGACCUCGGGUCCGCGCUGAACCCUUUUGCCGCGCAGCAGCUCAUCCUGGGUCUGGAAACCCUAAGCUUGCGCGCUGAGCGUCAUGCUUCCAACGCUCUGGCCCUCGCCAACUGGCUAAAGAAGAAUGAUCACGUCAGCUGGGUUUCUUACGUGGGCCUAGAAGAGCACUCCAGCCACGAAGUUGCAAAGAAGUACCUCAAGCGUGGGUUCGGCGGUGUCCUAUCCUUUGGUGUCAAGGGUGAGGCAGCCGUCGGUAGCCAGGUUGUCGACAACUUUAAGCUCAUCUCCAAUCUAGCAAAUGUUGGAGACUCCAAGACCCUCGCGAUUCACCCCUGGAGCACCACUCACGAGCAGUUGACCGACCAGGAGCGAAUCGAUUCUGGUGUUACGGAAGAUGCCAUCCGCAUCUCUGUCGGCACUGAGCACAUCGACGACAUCAUCGCCGACUUUGAACAGUCAUUUGCAGCGACCUUCAAAGUUGUCCGGAGUGCUUAGUGCCUGGGCUCUAGGGCGGAAGUCGACAUGGUCAAGACGAAAUAUGAAUGAAUUGCCUGUGCUGUUGGCGUUUACUGGCAGCUAACUAUAUACCUACAUAUCAUACUAUCAUAUGAGAUCCUGGAUACCUUUUUAUUUAUAAAUACCACCCCUAUCUUCUUAA